Messenger RNA from Prorocentrum cordatum, 360 nucleotides. The record is from the annotation of a GenBank genome assembly. Lineage: Eukaryota; Dinophyceae; Prorocentrales; Prorocentraceae.
AUGCCCUUGGCCCCGGGCCGCGCCCCAGACCUGGCGCUCGCGCUCCGCGUCGCCGGCCUGGGGGCCCUCGCAGGCAGCGCGAGGACCGUGGCCCUUGGGCUGUACAGCCGCUAUGGCUGGUUCACGGUGGCGUUCCGGUGCCUGAUCUGGGGUCCCGUGUCAGGGGUGCUGCCCUUCUCGCUCGCCCUGGUGUUCCUGAACGCUCGCUGUUGGCUCCGCGACCGCGUCCGCAGCGGCCACGCCACGGGCACCCAGUGGCUCUGGAGCGGCGCGGCGAGCUGCGCGCGCCUGUGGGCCUUCAUGGAGGUCAUGCUGGAGGCUAGUGCCGGCCCGCCGGCUCUGAGCAGAGGGGACUCGUAA